Molecule: messenger RNA, 4330 nt
Organism: Varanus komodoensis (Komodo dragon)
Lineage: Eukaryota; Metazoa; Chordata; Lepidosauria; Squamata; Varanidae
Gene: ITGB1
Product: integrin subunit beta 1
Exons: 17
Coding region: 289-2703 (804 amino acids)
Biological process (GO): cell-matrix adhesion; cell adhesion mediated by integrin; cell migration
Cellular component (GO): cell surface; integrin complex; focal adhesion
Molecular function (GO): fibronectin binding; laminin binding; C-X3-C chemokine binding
Source: RefSeq, a predicted model, not a curated record
CUGACGGCAGCAGGGAGGAAUGCGUUUCCGGAGGCGCACAGGGAACAAGGCGCUGUUGGGGCCCGGUCGCCGCCACCAUACGGUGGAAAUAGCAGCCGUCGGCCAGAGGCGAGAGCGGGGGAACGGGGCUCCGCCACCCCGCCGAGGCCAAGACGGGGCUCCCCUGCGCCGUAACCGCGCCAGGGACAAGGCGCCGCUAAGAGAGCGAACCGGAGCGAGAGUGGGCUCCCGCCCCGCCAGCAACUUCUUCUCCGAGCCCCGGCCGGGGGCAUUCGCAGAGCCUCUGCCAUGGCGCAGGCAAAUUUCAAGUUUCUCCUCUGGGCUGGAUUAUUAAGCUGCCUCAUAGUAUGUGGAUUUACCCAACAAGGAGGGAACAAUUGUAUAAAAGCCAAUGCAAAAUCAUGUGCAGAUUGUAUACAAGCUGGACCAAAUUGUGGAUGGUGCACAAAUAGAACCUUCUUACAAGAAGGAGAAUCCACUGCAGCACGGUGCAAUGAUUUGGAAGUUUUAAGGACUAAAUGUCCUCUAGAUGAAAUAGAAAAUCCAAGAGGCUCCCAGGAAAUGCAAAAAAAUAAGGAAGUGACAAAUCGUGUCAAAGGGGCUGCUGAGAAUCUUAGACCUGAAGAAAUUACCCAGAUUCAACCACAACAAGUACUAUUAAAGCUGCGGAUAGGAGAACCACAGGUAUUUUCAUUAAAAUUUAAGAGAGCUGAAGAUUAUCCCAUUGACCUUUAUUACCUUAUGGAUCUCUCCUACUCCAUGAAAGAUGACUUGGAGAAUGUUAAAAGUCUUGGAACUUCUCUGAUGACUAAAAUGAAGAAUAUAACUUCAGAUUUUCGAAUAGGUUUUGGAUCUUUUGUUGAAAAAACUGUAAUGCCUUAUAUCAGUACCACCCCUGCCAAAUUAAAGAACCCCUGUACAGGUGAUGUGAACUGUACAAGUCCUUUUAGCUACAAAAAUGUUCUCAACUUUACCAGCGAUGGAAGUCUGUUCAAUAAACUUGUGGGAGAACAACAAAUUUCUGGCAAUUUGGAUUCUCCAGAAGGUGGUUUUGAUGCAAUAAUGCAGGUUGCUGUUUGUGGUUCAAAAAUUGGAUGGAGAAAUGUCACGCGUCUGUUGGUGUUUUCCACGGAUGCUGGAUUCCAUUUUGCUGGAGAUGGGAAACUUGGAGGAAUUGUGCUACCCAAUGAUGGACAAUGUCAUUUAAAUAAUAAUAUGUACACAAUGAGCCAUUAUUAUGAUUAUCCAUCCAUUGCUCACCUAGUUCAGAAGUUAAGUGACAAUAAUAUUCAGAUAAUAUUUGCUGUUACACAAGAAUUUCAGCCAGUCUACAAGGAGUUGAAGAAUUUGAUUCCAAAGUCUGCAGUGGGAACUCUCUCCUCAAACUCCAGUAAUGUGAUUCAGCUGAUUAUUGAUGCUUAUAAUUCUUUGUCUUCAGAAGUUAUUUUGGAAAACAACAAACUCCCAAAAGAAGUUUCAAUAGAAUAUAAAUCUUUCUGCAAGAAUGGAGUGAAUGGUACAGGAGAUGAAGGACGAAAGUGCUCCAAUAUUUCAAUUGGAGAUGAGGUUCGAUUUGAGAUAAAAAUAACUGCCAAUCAAUGUCCAGAGAAAGCACCAGUGGAGCCAAUUAAAAUUAAACCACUAGGUUUCACUGAAGAAGUAGAAAUUCAUCUGGAGUUUAUCUGUGAAUGUGACUGUCACAAUGAAGGAGUUCCUGACAGCCAGGAGUGCCACUUUGGAAAUGGAACAUUUGAAUGUGGUGCUUGCAGGUGUAAAACGGGACGUAUUGGAAAAUUCUGUGAAUGUAGUAUGGAUGAAGUAAACAGUGAAGACAUGUCGGGCACUUGUAGACCAGCAAACAGUUCAGAAAUAUGUAGUAACAAUGGCGAAUGUAUUUGUGGGCAAUGUGUGUGCAAGAAGAGAGAGAAUCCAAAUGAGGUCUACUCUGGGCAGUAUUGUCAGUGUGAUAACUUCAACUGUGACCGAUCUGAUGGUUUGAUUUGUGGAGGACAUGGUGAAUGUAAAUGUCGUGAGUGUGAUUGCUGGGCAAAUUAUUCAGGCUCUGCUUGUGAGUGUCCCAAGGAUACGACCCCAUGUGUAGCCUCAAACGGGCAGAUCUGCAAUGGCAGAGGAAUCUGUGAGUGUGGAGUCUGCAACUGCACAGAUUCCAAAUUUCAGGGACCAACCUGUGAGUUGUGUCAGACCUGUCUUGGUGUCUGUGCAGAGCACAAGGACUGUGUCCAGUGCAAAGCAUUUAACAAAGGAGAAAAGAAAGAGACAUGCGAAGAAGAGUGCUCACAUUUUACCUUGGUACAGGUGGAACAUAGAGAAAAGUUGCCACAACCUGGACAAUAUGAUGCUUUGACACAUUGCAAAGAGAAGGAUAUUGAUGACUGCUGGUUUUAUUUCACAUACUCUGUUGAGGCAAACAAGGCUGUUGUUCAUGUGGUUAAAACUCCAGAAUGCCCGACUGGUCCUGACAUCAUUCCCAUUGUUGCUGGUGUGGUUGCUGGAAUCGUACUUAUUGGACUUGCUUUAUUGUUGAUUUGGAAGCUACUCAUGAUCAUUCAUGACAGAAGAGAAUUUGCAAAAUUUGAAAAGGAAAAGAUGAAUGCAAAAUGGGAUGCGCAAGAAAACCCAAUAUACAAGAGUCCUAUUAAUAAUUUCAAGAAUCCAAACUAUGGACGUAAAGCUGGUCUCUAAGUUUCCGGUGAAAAUCCUAUAUACAAGAGCGCAGUGACAACUGUGGUGAAUCCUAAAUAUGAGGGGAAAUGAAAACUGCUUUGUUAAUUCACAACACUGUACGCAAUGUAGCAAUUUUGUAGUUACAGUAAUCUAGCUUUAGGGCAAUACCGCAAUGAAUUGACUAAUUCAUGACAUUACAUAUAGGUUUGUUUCCUGUGCAGGUUUUAAAAAUGUACAGUAUGCUUUUUAUUUUUGAAGAGGGUUUUUUUGUGAAUAAUCAGUGCUUGGGACUGACAGAACUUGAGACUAUAAAGCCUACACAAACUUGUUACAUAGUGCCUUUUUGACCUUUUCCCCUAAUGCAUCUGGCGUGAAAUAACUGAGGGCACAAUGCUAUGGCUUCCUGAUGUUGUCUUGGAGUGUUGGGGAGGGCGGCAGCUUAGGGAUAUUUGGAGCUCCAGCUCUGGGAUCCUUUGAUUUUUAAGCUGAUACUCCAAACACUGAGUCCACACCCUGCCACCUCUUGCAGCCAGUAGGGAAGAACUGCAUCUGUCUCUGAGGAUGUAAGUGGGGUGUGGAGAGAAGGAAAAGAGGUGUGCUGGAGGGCACAGCACGGAGGUAGCUGGAGCUGACAGCUUACACUAUUUCCUAUCAGUGCCCGAGCCUCCUUUCUUCCCCCUCACCAGCACUUCCAUCCAGAUGGCUGAAAAUGGUUGUCUAAAUGAAAUGCAUGGCAAUCGGGUGCUGCAGCAGUAAAGAUCAUUGCUGCUGCUCCUUGCUAUCUGCAUCAGAUGCAUGUAUGCCUCCAGGUUCAGAGGCUUACAUGUACCUGCAGUGGAGGGCACUGUUUUGUGCCCUAAAGCAAUCAGAAUGAGCAGCUCUGUGUAGCGAUUAAAUAUUAAUAUUAUAAUUUUUUUGCUUUAAAGGCGUAUCAGGGCCUGGUUUGCACUUAAAAAGCAAGCCAAACAUUGUGUGUAAACUACACUCUAGCUUGUAAAAAAUGGAAUGUUUGCAAGCGUGAGCCUUAUUGAAUGCAGUAAGUUCAAUAAGAUGGGAACCAUUUGUUUAAGACAAUUUAAUAUGUGUAUAUGCAUUUUAAACUGCCAAAUGUUACAUAUAAGAAAAGAAAUAGGAUCCCAAACAGUAGCUCCAAUAUUGUGCCGUUUUUUCAUAAUGUUGCUGCACAGUAAUUUAAGAAAUCUCCUUUUGAAAUUCAGGGCCCAGGUUAUUUCUGAAAAGUUGUAAGCUAGGUCCAUCUUUUAAAUAUUUUAGAGACCUUUUACUUAAUAGUUUUUUUCCCAAUGUGUUUGCUUGGGUUAAAGCCUGGUGCUUUGUCACAUUUGUCUUUAAUGUAUAUGAUUUCAUUUUAUGUAAGGUUAUUGUUGUCAAAACAACUUGACUUUCUUUCACAGCCUUGGCUGUAAAUUUGCCUUUACCCUGUAGCUUAAGACUGCAUAUUUAUCAGGUAACAUGACUGUCAGUCAAGAGAUAUCAUUGUGCCAUGUAUAUUUGCCUCAGACUGUUCUAUCAUCUGUUCAGUACUAGCCAUGUUAUUGUUUUAAGUGCCUUUCAUUUUAACUAAUGUUCACUUUUCACAGUGCUAUCAUGGAAGUUAUUUAUUAAAUAAAAAAAUCUUUAAAAUGUU